This is a messenger RNA of Folsomia candida, 581 nucleotides long. Its product is annotated as hepatitis A virus cellular receptor 1. Lineage: Eukaryota; Metazoa; Arthropoda; Collembola; Entomobryomorpha; Isotomidae. The transcript is spliced from 7 exons. The record is from RefSeq and is a predicted model, not a curated record. The coding region runs from base 76 to 495 and encodes 139 amino acids.
AAGCGAGGGGGUCUUGAUUCUGUCUGAAAUUAUUGUUUGCCUCUUCCCCAUAGCUGGCAUCUCUCCUCUUGAAGCAUGGGUCAUAUAUUUUUGACAUCCGUCGUCGUGGUCUUCAGUGGGGCCCUCGUCAUGGUGCUGGCUCAAGUCCCUGAGGUUCCUGUCAAUGGGACCGUACCACAACUGCCAGGAGGACUUCCAGUUAAUACCACAGUUCCAGAGUUGCCAGGAGGACUUCCUGUAAAUACCACAGUUCCAGAGUUGCCAGGCGGGCUUCCCGUCAAUACGACUCUUCCGGUUACACCCCCACCUCUUAAUGGCACCCUCCCAAUCGGGUCCCUACCGACUAUCCCCCCAGUCAAUACGACUUUGCCAAUAGGAACCACCCUCCCACCUCUGAAUGGAACACUGCCAGGUGGGAUCCCGACACUCCCUCCACUGAAUGAAACUGGUGGCCUUCCCAUUGAACUUCCUGCUGGUUUCCCAGAAUUUGGAUAAGUUAUCGCCAGCGUCGCGUGUUACAUAUUAUUCACAGUUUCUGAUAUCCUAUCUGAUAGAUCGAACUCAGAACGACGAUAAAUAAA